GUUUCAGUUACAGGACGACCGUUAUAGCCGCCAUUUGUAACUGAAUUUUUAGAUUCGAGAAAAUUCAGAAUCUUCUAGAUCUUUCUCCAUGGCCGCCGAGACCGUCAGAUCCACCGGUACGGUCAAGUGGUUCAGCGCCCAGAAGGGUUUCGGCUUCAUAUCCCCGGAGGACGGCGGCGAGGACCUCUUCGUUCACCAGACUUCGAUCCAGUCCGACGGCUUCCGCACCCUCUCCGAGGGCAACACCGUCGAGUUCGUCAUCGAAUUCAGCGAAGACGGCCGCACCAACGCCGUCGACGUCAUCAACCUCACCCGAUCUCGCCGCCCGGGCUUCGACAGAGGAGGACGCGGCCGCGGCGUCGUGAGAGGUGGACGCCGUGGUGGCUAUGGGAGGUCUGGCGGAGACCCCGAUCGCGAGGAAUAUAGUGUCGCCAGAGGAGGCGGGAGGGGAGAUGGUUAUGGCGGUCGUGGAGGUUAUGGCAGCGGUGGUCGUGGGGGUGGCGGUGAGUGCUACAAUUGCGGUGAAGUUGGGCAUUUGGCGAGGCAUUGUUUCGAGGGCGGUGGCGGGGGUGGGAGAUUCGGCGGCCGUGGCCGAGGUGGAGGAAGAGGUAGAGGCUACGGUGGCGGCCGGGGCCGGGGCCGCGGUGGUGGUGGUUGUUAUAAUUGUGGAGAGGAAGGGCAUUUGGCAAGGGAAUGCCCUAAUGUUCAGAAGUGAGAAUCGAGUUGCGUUGAACUCAAAGUUGCCGGCCGGCCACAUUGGUUUGGUAUAUAGAUUUCUGUGGCCUGCUGCGUGUUUUCCGGUGCUUC
Molecule: messenger RNA, 807 nt
Organism: Argentina anserina (silverweed cinquefoil)
Lineage: Eukaryota; Viridiplantae; Streptophyta; Magnoliopsida; Rosales; Rosaceae
Product: glycine-rich protein 2-like
Exons: 1
Coding region: 89-715 (208 amino acids)
Molecular function (GO): zinc ion binding; nucleic acid binding
Source: RefSeq, a predicted model, not a curated record